Cetraspora pellucida is the source of this 1065-nucleotide messenger RNA. The record is from the annotation of a GenBank genome assembly. Lineage: Eukaryota; Fungi; Glomeromycota; Glomeromycetes; Diversisporales; Gigasporaceae.
AUGCUUAAAGAUACAGUCUUUGAAAUAUCUCAAGAUGAGCUUGAUGCUGAAGCCAGCAUACGUACCGAAUUUCAAAAUUUGACCAAUAAUCAAGUGUUUGAAAACGUAUUUCGCUAUCGCAUCAUGGCACUCAAACGUGGUGUGACAGUUUUGCGAUCCGCAUCAGACGUUUUAGGCAACGACAGCCGUGAACUCAUGAUUCCAUCAUUACACGAAACUUUGACCUCAGCCAUUAAUACUUCUGUAACUGAUGAAUUUCAUAUGUUAGAUGUGGGUGCUGGCUCUGGAGAAGCUAUCGAUUGGUUUUUUGCAAAGAAAUUUGAAGAAAAUGUCAGCCUAAGAAAACAAAAUCAUAUUAUCCAUGUUAUUGAACCGAAUCCUAUUUUGUUAAAAGCCUAUCAACAAAAAUUAUUAGAAUAUGAGCAUCUUAAUCAAGGAAUUGUAUAUCAAGGCCCUGUACAAAAUUAUUAUACAUAUUACGAGAAUGCUCCAUUACCACCAAAACUAUCUGAUAUCACAAGGUUAACAACUGAUCCACGUAAGGCUAUUAUAGAUUUUAUUAUAUUCCUAUACGGAUUACUAAAGUCAGGUGGUGCAAUUUACAUUGCAUUUGUUGAUAUGGGAUGUACGUUCAACUCAAUUAGUAGAAAAUUCUUUGAACAAAUUACCGGUGAUAUAGAUAUUUCACAAAACAUUUCACAUACAAUCAAAGUGCGAAAUGAACUUUUAUUUGAGGGUAAAAUUUUAGAAAUUUUAGAGUCACAAAUUGUUGAUGAAAAUACUCGCCCAAAAAUUUCGAGUAGCAAGGUGCCAUGUGGUUACUAUGCAAGAUCAUUAGGAGACCUCGCGGUUUUAACUUUAGCUGGAGAACUGCUAAGAUCGGAUGACGACAUUUUUGAUGUUAGAAUGUUGGAUUUCGCUAUAAAAGAAUUAAAAACCGUAGCUGUUACACCCGUGGCUAUUGGAGAAGAAAAACCUUAUGGCUUAACGCGUUGCGUCCGCUGUGGAGAAAAUGUUUGGAGAGUUGAUAACCCUUUAAUUAUUAGUGUCAUCAAAAAAGAACGU